Corticium candelabrum is the source of this 1519-nucleotide messenger RNA. Its product is annotated as NEDD8-activating enzyme E1 catalytic subunit-like. Gene Ontology annotation, cellular component: nucleus; cytoplasm. Gene Ontology annotation, molecular function: NEDD8 activating enzyme activity. The transcript has a single exon. Bases 16 to 1353 code for a protein of 445 amino acids. The record is from RefSeq and is a predicted model, not a curated record. Gene Ontology annotation, biological process: protein neddylation. Lineage: Eukaryota; Metazoa; Porifera; Homoscleromorpha; Homosclerophorida; Plakinidae.
ACGCUACAUGUCAUAAUGUCUGAAGAGCCGAUGGAAGUCGACGAAACAAAAGCGAAGUGGGGACAUGUUUUGCGUUUGUUGACACGAGGUGGUCCACUCGCUCAUCCUGAAUUUGAACCAAGUUCGGAAACCUUAGGUUUCAUGAGAGACACAUGUCGCAUACUUGUGGUAGGCGCUGGAGGCUUAGGAUGUGAAUUACUGAAAGACUUGGCUCUUAUGGGCUUCUGGAAAUUAGACGUUAUUGACAUGGACACAAUCGACGUGUCAAACUUAAAUCGUCAGUUUCUCUUUCGACGUGACGACGUGGGAAAGAGCAAAGCUGACGUUGCGUCUGCAUUCGUUGAGAGGAGAAUUCCUGGCGCUGUGGUGACGCCUCAUUUUGCUAGGAUUCAGGAUUUUGGACAGAAUUUUUAUUCUAAGUUCCACGUGGUUGUGUGUGGGCUUGAUGCCAUCAUUGCUAGGAGAUGGAUCAAUGGAAUGUUGAUAAGUCUUCUUAGGUAUGACCCGGAUUCCAGAGAACUGGAUCCAUCCUCAAUUAUUCCGUUGGUUGAUGGUGGCACGGAAGGAUUCAAAGGCAAUGCACGAGUUAUCCUCCCUGGAAUGACAGCUUGUAUUGAUUGUACUAUCGAACUGUAUCCUCCACAAGUUGUGUAUCCCAUGUGUACAGUGGCUCACACCCCUCGUCUACCAGAGCAUUGUAUUGAAUAUGCUAAGGUUCUUUUGUGGCCACAAGAAAAGCCAUUUGGUGAUGGAAAGCCAAUCGAUGGCGACGACCCUGUUCACAUCCAAUGGCUAUUUGAUAAAGCUCAAGAACGAGCAAAGGCAUAUAACAUCCAUGGAGUCACAUAUCGUCUUACUCAAGGUGUUGUGAAAAAUAUUAUCCCAGCAGUUGCCUCUACAAAUGCAGUUAUUGCAGCUACAUGUGCAAACGAAGUUUUCAAGAUUGCAACAAGUUGCUGUCUACCAUUGAAUAAUUACAUGGUGUUCAAUGACGCAGAGGGUAUUUAUACGUACAGCUACGAGGCAGAGAGGAAAGAAGAUUGUCUUGCAUGUAGCAGUAAACCUCAGCUGUUGAGAUUCCAUGAUUCUGUCACUCUUCAAGACGUUGUUACGUAUUUGACCGACAGUGCUGCAUAUCAGAUGCGGGCACCUGGGAUUACUGCCAUGGUGAGUGGCAAGAGUAAGACACUAUACAUGCAGUCGGUAGAGAGUAUCAGACAGGCAACAAAAGAUAAUCUAAAAAAGAGUUUGAAAGAGCUGGGAAUUGAAGAUGGGCAUGAACUGGUGGUCGCUGAUGCGACAACACCGAAGUCACUGAUUUUUAAUGUCCAAUUUGUUGUUGACAUGGAGUAGUAUCAUAUUUUGUGUAGCUUGCAAAAUUUGCGAGUUAGACUUGCCUUGUUAUUUAACUGGCUGAAUGGUUGUGAGCCAAUCUUUUACAUACAUAUGUGUGUAUAGGCAUGGCAAUUUUUGUGUAUGCCAUGUACUCCAUACACUAUAUAAUGUGACAGAUUCUGAA